AUGCUAGUUGGCGGCGGGGUUGGGCUAAGCCUGAUCUCCCCUAAGGUGGUUGGGAAGCUACAGAUCUCUAAUGAAGAACUCAAGGACACGGGUACAUUCCAAGGAAUCAACCCCUGCAGGAGCCGGCCCAAAGGGAAGAUCACAUUGCCUGUAAUAUUUGGUGAGGAACUGGACUACCGGACCGAGAGGGUCGUGUUUGAAGUUGUUGAACUUCCUUUGCCUUACAAUGGGAUUCUUGGUCAUCUAGCUCUGGCAAACUUUACGGCAGCAUCCCACUAUGCCUACAACACUUUGAAGAUGCCAGGGCCGAUGGGCGUCAUUUCCGUCCCGUUAGAUAAGAAAAAUGCGGUCAUGUGUGUAGACAAGAUGUAUUGGGAUGCGGUAGCAGCUGAGGCAACUUAUGGCUGA
Aegilops tauschii subsp. strangulata is the source of this 408-nucleotide messenger RNA. RefSeq lists its product as uncharacterized. The record is from RefSeq and is a predicted model, not a curated record. NCBI's taxonomy places the organism in Eukaryota, Viridiplantae, Streptophyta, Magnoliopsida, Poales, Poaceae.